AUGGCGGCGAGGAGGGGCGUCGGGAUGCGCCUCCCUGGGUCGGGCGACGCGGGUUCGUCGUCGUCGGGCGUGGGAGGAGACUCGGGCGGGCCGAGGAGCCCGACGAACGGCGCGGCGAGGUCACCCGGGCAGCAGGGAGGCACGCCGUUCUCCAACUUCCGCAAGAUUGUCGACCCGUCGGGCCGGCUCAACUUUGCGCAGAAGGCCGUCCUGCACGCCGACGGCGUCGACUUUAGCUCGGGCGCGUCGUUCAAGAUCAAGAUGGACGACUUUGAGCUGUUCGAGGAGCUCGGCAAGGGCAACUACGGCACGGUGCAGAAGGUCCUGCAUCGGCCGACCGGCGUCGAGAUGGCCCUCAAGGAGAUCCGCCUCGAGCUCGACGACUCGAAGCUCAAGACGAUCGUCACCGAGCUCGACAUCCUGCAUCGUGCCGUCAGCCCGUGGAUCAUCGAGUUCUACGGCGCCUUCUUCGUCGAGUCGUGCGUCUACCUCUGCAUGCAGUUCAUGAACGCCGGUUCGCUCGACUUCUUCGCGGGCUGCGACGUCCCCGAGCUCGUGCUCGCGCGCAUCACAAAGAGCAUCGUCGCCGGCCUCAAGUUCCUCAAGGACGAGCUCCGCAUCAUGCAUCGAGACGUCAAGCCGACCAACGUGCUCCUCAACACGGCCGGGCAGGUUCGGCUCUGCGACUUUGGCGUGUCGGGUCAACUAGAUCGCUCACUCGCCAAGACGAACAUCGGUUGCCAGAGCUACAUGGCGCCCGAGCGCAUCAAGGGCGAGUCGCAGGGCGCCGUCAUCUCGUACAGCGCCGCCUCGGACGUCUGGUCCCUCGGCCUGACCGUCAUCGAGACGGCCGUCGGGCACUACCCGUACCCGCCCGAGACGUACUCGAACGUGUUCGCCCAGCUCACGGCCAUCGUGCACGGCGAGGCGCCGACGCUGCCCGACUCGUACUCGGACGCCGCACACGCGUUUGUCGAGUCGUGCCUGCAGAAGGACGCCGCCCGCCGGCCGACCUAUCAGCAGCUCCUCGACUCGGAGUGGCUGCGCGACGACGACAAGCGCGAGGUUGACAUGGCCGGCUGGAUCGCCACGUCGCUCGAGUACCGCAAGACGCACCCCAAGAUUCAGGCGCCCGCACUGGCCUAA
This is a messenger RNA of Rhodotorula graminis WP1, 1146 nucleotides long. RefSeq lists its product as uncharacterized. The coding region runs from base 1 to 1146 and encodes 381 amino acids. Gene Ontology annotation, biological process: protein phosphorylation; cellular hyperosmotic response; MAPK cascade. Gene Ontology annotation, molecular function: MAP kinase kinase activity; ATP binding. Lineage: Eukaryota; Fungi; Basidiomycota; Microbotryomycetes; Sporidiobolales; Sporidiobolaceae. The transcript is spliced from 6 exons. The record is from RefSeq and is a predicted model, not a curated record.